AGAAUAACUAUUUGUUCACAAUUAAUGAGGAGUAAGAAAAUGAAAAUCUUACCUGUUGAAUUAUGACACCUGAAAAAAGAGGGAGUUGGUCCUCAGUGUAGCUCUGAAUGUAAAUAAAGUUAAAACGAAGGUAAAUGAAACAUAAGAGGCGCCGUGGUUCAGGCGCAUCGUGUAAACAUCAGGCCAACUGCGACGAAGAAGAACGAUUCCGGAAGUUAGGAUCCAUCAGUGAAGACUUGGGGACAGAAGACCAAAUAAUUUCAUUGUAAAAUGGCUUUUGUGUCCAACACUGAUGAUUUAUUUGACUCCAUUAUCAUGGCCGAUGACAGGUUUCAUGAUGAAGGGUAUCAGGAAGGGUUUGAGGAGGGGACUCGUCAGGGAACCAUCGAGGGCAGAAACCACGGGAUGCUACACGGAGCCAAACUCGGGGCAGAGGUUUCUUUUUAUUAUGGAUUUGCCCUUGCAUGGAAAUGUCUCCUUCAAAACAGUAGUGAUGUUAAAGCAAGAAAAAGGCUAAAAGCGAUGGAAUCUUUGAUUGGAUUGAUCCAAAACUUUCCAUAUGUGGAUCCUCAAUAUGAGAAACUUCAAGAGGACAUGGAAAGGGUGCGUGCCAAGUUUAGACAGGUGUGCUCUUUACUGAAUGUGGCAACAGACUUUAAAGAAUAUGUGAGUGGAUCAACAGGAAUGUCAUUCUGAGAGGACAGGAGCCUUACAGCAGCCAUGGCAAACUCAGAGCGACCUCCGAGGCCUCCUGUGAGCACACCGCGAUGAUCUUCUGCAGACAGACCGUCCUGAUGAGGGGGUUUGUGGUGUUCAUGUGCCGUGUGGACGCUCUCACUGGACUCGUAAGGCAGAAUUCUGGAACAGCUCUUUAAACUGAAUUCUAGAAAACAGAGUGGAAGAGUUUGAGUGGUAUUCUUUGGUGUUUGAGGGUUUUAAAGUGAGAUCAACAGGGGUGAAAUAGCAAUGGCAGUGAUAUGAGUUCAUUUAAUGUACAAGACAAGCCAAAGCCACCGUCUUCAUAAGAAUGUUCCAUCUUCCAAGAUGUUGUUUUAGCAAUUUUAACCCUUCUGUGUGUGGAUUUCUACAAAGAAGAUGACUAGGAACACCAUCUUGUGGUGAAUUUGGGAGGAAGGCUCUUCCCGUUAGGUGGCACCGCCUGCUGGUAAACUGCAAGUACUGCAGGAUUGUUACUUGUAAAAUCAAUAUUAAACUGGAUAUAAUAAGCAGCACAGACAGUUUUGCAUUUACAUUUUACAUACAGUUUUUGACUCUUAAAAUGCUCUAUUGGUAAGUCCAUGUCUAUAAUAAGAGACAUUUCAGAAUAAAAUAAAUGAUUUACAUUUAUUAUUUUGAGCUGUCUAAAUUGAUUCUUCUCAUUAUAUUUUGUUGUUAAUGAUAAUAACAAUGAUAUUUUCAAAUGAUUUUUAUUAAUACUUGUUUAUGUUGAUGUUGCAUGUUGUCUGUCCUUUAUUUCAAUUCAUCACGCAUCUAUUAGAUAUUUUAUUAUAUCAUUUGGAGCUAGCGAUUGUGAUUUUACAUUACACAUCUGCCAUUUGCAGAAAUCCCAUUUACCCCUAGUCUAAGCUAACCAGCCCUGAAUCCUAAGAAAUUCCUCUGCUGGGUUCCUCAGUGCUUUUUCAUGGGUGGUCAGCAGAGUCUCCUGACAGAUAGUUUUCCUCCCCUCUCCUGGGCCCAGAAUGGGGACAGUUGCUGUGGCCGCAACAAUGCUGUAGUGGGGCCCGUGCGAGAGGCCAGGGGGCUGCGCGACGCACUCUGGUUUUGUUCAGCUCCCUUCACACUUGAAGUCUGAGGUGCAGAUCAGAAUUCAGGCAGACAGGAGUUGGCAGCAUAUUAGAGGGUGUUUCUAGAGAUGGCAGCUGGUCUACGCUGUGGGCAGCAGCAGGUAAACACUAGGCCCGUUGGCGGCACCUUCUGAGCCCUGACAGAUAAAACCCUGCUCUUCCCUGAAGACCUCCAGUCAGCCGCUACAUCGGUCAUUUUGUGCUGGUGGAGUCAUACAAAGUUUGGCUUAGGCAUUAAUUGGAAGCCAAGGCUACAUAUAUUACACAGUAAUGGGAAAUGAAUAUCAUUAGAAAUGAACAAAAUUAGUUAAAAAUAACAUCAAACCAAGUGUCAUUUGCAAAUAGAUGAUGCUAGAGCUUUUCUUUGAACUGACUUUGAGUCAUUUUUGCUUUAAAAGAAGUGACGCUGAAGUUAUUUUAAAGAAUGUGGUGCAAUAUGGAGUCAGUUCGCUCAGAUGUAUUUCUUCACAUAUGUAAAGUCUCGCAACCACAAAAUGUCACAAUAUCGGUUUAUCCUCUAAGUCUUAUGCUGCUGUUCUUUAAAAUAAACCCAUCUUGGUUUGAUAUUUUGGCAACCUGUACAAUGAAUGAUUCUAAUGCAUUUUUAAUUGAGGUUCAAGUUUCAAGAUGCUUAUUAGAGACAUUGCACGUUAAAGAAAUAAUCCAAAAUAAAUACAUAAAAUAAAAUGCUCAUUUACUCAUAAUCUGUCAUUCAAAACAUAUAUAAAAGAAGAUAUUUUAGGGUUGAAACAACGUCGGAUUACAUUGACUUUCAUUGUUUGAAUAAAACAUUCAAAUAUUUUCUUAUCUAGAAGAAAGUCAUUCGAUUUGGAAUAACAUGAUUCAAUUUUCUAAAUACUUUUGGUGCCACUGUAUAUCACGUUCAAAAAAUUGUAUCAUCCAAAAAUGUUACAUUCUGUCAUCAAUUAUUCAUCCUCCGUCAUUCCAAACUUGUAUGAAAGAAGAUAUUUUGGGUUUGAAGCAACACUGGAUCCCACUGACUUUCAUUUCUCAUUCAAAUUUGAUAUUUUUAUUCUAAGAAUAAAGUCAGUCACACAGGUUUUGAUCAGCACGAGGACGAGUAAAUGAUGACUGAAUGUUCAUUUUUGUGUGAAUUAUCCCUUUAACGUUUUCAUAUUGUGAUCUGAUGAGUGGCAGUAGAGUCAGUUGUCUCUUUAUUAUUUGUUUGAUCCAUAAAUGAUACAUCAUCUUUUUCAGACAUUGUGUGUGUGAGCGAGAGAGCGAGGGGGAGACUAAUUCCAAAUGCAGAACAGAAGAACAUGAACUUGGGGGGGUGUAAGACAGAGGGCUGAGUCUGUGAAAGAGAGUUAGAGGAGCAAUGUUUCUUUGGUUUCCUUUCACUUGUGGAACAGAGUGGAUGGGGCCAGCGAAAGGGAGGGAGGCCGAGAAAAUGAAGCAGGACGCUGGAAGGUUUCAGAAAAUGUUCAGGAAUUUCAGGAGCAGGUGGCGAGUGGUGACAUGAAAGGAGGACGUGACAAAUGCAACCGACGGGCACUUGAAAAAAAAGGCCUCAAGUUGAAUGGUGGCA
Molecule: messenger RNA, 3354 nt
Organism: Onychostoma macrolepis
Lineage: Eukaryota; Metazoa; Chordata; Actinopteri; Cypriniformes; Cyprinidae
Gene: lto1
Product: LTO1 maturation factor of ABCE1
Exons: 6
Coding region: 271-696 (141 amino acids)
Source: RefSeq, a predicted model, not a curated record